GGAGGAGCGAGGUUUUGGGAGGAGGUGUAGUGUCAAGGGUUGGGAGAGGGAUGGAAGCCAUUAAGAUGGGGGAUGCUGGGGACGUCUGUGGCCCCAGCCUCUUCUUCCCGGUGCCAGGUGUCGGGGCCAAUCUACUGUCUGCCAGGGGCACCAUCGUCAGGGCCAGAGAUCAUGAUUCGAUACAGGAGUUUGGGCCUGGUGGCUGCCUAUGUCCUUUCACUGUGGCUGAUCACCUCCUUCCUACACCAGCACUCCAGCCAGAAGGACCUCCGUAAUAUGGCCAAGAUACACCCAGGAAUCUGCCACUGUCCCAGCGACUUUUCCAGAAAAUGCAACUGCUCAUCUGAGGUCCACACAUGCUCUGCCUGCCUCCACGUGCCUGGCGAGUCUGACUGGUUUGACAGACGCUUCGACAGUACCGUUGAACCCCUACAGAGGCCACAAGAUCCCACAUCCAAUGAUGCUCUGAUAUUGUGGCUGGGACUCGAGAGGGUCAAGUCAGAGAAGGAGGUUGAGAAUAAGCAGCAGCAGCUGAUUAAAGCACCUCCCCUGUGCCCACUGGGCCAUGUAGUGUCCAACUGCCAGGUCUGUGCAGUGGUGGGAAACUCAAGGUCUCUACGGAGCUCUGGCCUUGGCUUCAGGAUUAAUCAACGUGAAGUGGUCCUCAGGAUGAACCAGGCCCCUGUCCGAGGCUUUGAGGCAGAUGUGGGGAACAGGACCACCAUGCGCAUUAUGUACCCUGGGAUUGCCAGCCCUCAGGACCCCGGUACCCAACUGCUGCUGCUUCCGUUGAAUUCAUCUGGUCUGGAGUGGUUCAUAAGUGUACUGCAUAAACAGACAAGCAUGUGGAAGCAAAAAAAACCCUGGAUUUCAGACAGUUCAGGUUCCUGGUGGAACUGAAGACAGCAAAGAUAAGGUGCUGGUGAUCAGCCUCUACUUCCUCAGGUAUAUCCAGGAAAGUUGGCUGGAGAACCAUGGUCAGUAUCCGUCCUUGGAGUUUGUGGCUCUGUUGUAUGCCUUGCAUACCUGUGACCAGGUAUCCUUGUUUGGUUUUGGGGCAGACAAUUGCAAAAGGUGGUCCCAUUACUGGGAUGACAAAUAUUGGUUUGAGAACACCAUGCAAAAUUUCCCAGCAGAAUACCAGAUCAUCUUGAAACUGCAGUGUGAGAGGAAGAUUGCUGUCUACGGCUGAGAUGUUUCCAGUGGAGUCCCCAGGAGGCUUGACAGGUAGCCAAGGGGACCUUGUGGUGUCAGAGAGGGACUAGGGCUUCAAGCAGACCCUGGAUGGAGAUUACUCUGCUACUGAAUGAAACCCUAGCUUAUUUCUCUCUCUGGAUUUCUGGUGGCAUUAAAGGGCUACAUUCUAUUACUGA
This is a messenger RNA of Pan troglodytes (chimpanzee), 1373 nucleotides long. Its product is annotated as CMP-N-acetylneuraminate-beta-galactosamide-alpha-2,3-sialyltransferase 1-like. Gene Ontology annotation, cellular component: membrane. Gene Ontology annotation, biological process: sialylation. The record is from RefSeq and is a predicted model, not a curated record. The transcript is spliced from 6 exons. The coding region runs from base 73 to 900 and encodes 275 amino acids. Lineage: Eukaryota; Metazoa; Chordata; Mammalia; Primates; Hominidae. Gene Ontology annotation, molecular function: beta-galactoside (CMP) alpha-2,3-sialyltransferase activity.